This is a messenger RNA of Guillardia theta CCMP2712, 840 nucleotides long. RefSeq names its product putative phycoerythrin lyase. Gene Ontology annotation, biological process: protein-phycocyanobilin linkage. Lineage: Eukaryota; Cryptophyceae; Pyrenomonadales; Geminigeraceae. The record is from RefSeq and is a predicted model, not a curated record. The transcript is spliced from 6 exons. Bases 15 to 776 code for a protein of 253 amino acids.
CCGAAAGGCGAAAGAUGAGGCAUAGCGUACUGAUCCUAUCCCCCUCCGUCCUCCUCCUCCUCCUCGACGUCCUCCCGUCCUCCCACGCCUUCCUCCCAUCCUCCCUCUCAGGCUCAGCGCUCUUUGCUCCUUCGCGCCUCUCCUCCUCUUGCUCGACCGCCGGAGCUCGCAAGUCAUGGAGCUCAAGCCGAAACCUCGCCCUCCGCAUGGAGUCACCUGUGGAGGAGGCAAAGGCAUGGACAGCGGCAGGGAUGAGCGUCGAAGAGUUCUUUGAGCGAUCGGUUGGCAGCUGGAGGUCCUUGAGGAGCAGCCACAACAUCGCGUUUGCUCAGCUCGAGGAGGUCAAUUCUGACAUCGAUAUCACACAAGUGGCUGCGGAUGACAGCGAGUUUCUUGACAUCUGCAAGACGUACAACUUCGAGCCUGAGAAAGCUUGCAGCUCAAUCAGAAUGUCGUGGGAAGGAUCUUCUGACUGGGAUGAGAACGAGGUCAUCAAAGGCAGCACUGUGCUGGUUCUGUACAAGGACGAGGAGAGGAAGGGAAAGCUUCUUCGCUCGGUUGGAUACACGGAAACUAUCCCUGCUGUUGGCGAAUGGACUAUGCAGGAGGAUGGCACCUUCGUCCUCCACACCUUCUACGACCGCGCUGCAGCCGAGGAGCGGAUCUGGUUCGCCACUCCUGAUCUCAGGAUGCGCUGCUCCAUCAUCAAGACUCAGCAUGGGAAGGGAGUUCUUACCGCCUCUCUGUCCACUGAGGUGCGGGACAAGAGCAAGUGAGGAGACGAGCGGUGCUUGCUCUCUGUGUGAUGAAUCUUUUUAUGUAAAAACAUCUUACCAUGGC